Molecule: messenger RNA, 996 nt
Organism: Linepithema humile (Argentine ant)
Lineage: Eukaryota; Metazoa; Arthropoda; Insecta; Hymenoptera; Formicidae
Source: RefSeq, a predicted model, not a curated record
UGCCGAUUAGGUUCGUCGCGGAGCGACGUUUGUGCGCGACUCCGUCGUCUUUAGUUUCUGCUUCUCUUUCCGAUCUUUGUGCGGUGUAUCUCACAGGAUACUCUCCCUCCGUCACGCUCGACGAUCGAUGAGUCAAAAGGACGGCGACAUAAAGGCGGAUGAAAUAUCGAGCGGAAGGAAAUACCGAAGCGACACGCAAGAGUGAUACGUGCAUCCGUUCUCUCGGCAUUCUGUUGGUAAACGGAAAGGAGCAAUCGCGUCCCUGAAGGAGAGAUCUCUUCCUCGAAAGAAACAAAACAGCCGGCAGAUACGUCGCCGUUAAACGCGAGCGAAAGGAGGAUCACUCGUCAAGGAAGAUUUAUUGCCUUGCGAUUCGACGUCUUCAGUGAGAAAACCGCCGUGCAGUCAGGUAUCUCGAAGACAUGGGACUGGUAGAACGCGAAGCUGAGAUGCAAGACCUGAACGUAGCCAGACCCGGAAGAUCGAGAGAUCUCUUCGGAGUGCAAUUGGAGGUCACUUCGUUACUAUUGGAAGGCGAGCGCCGCAAAUUGGCAGUCUUACAAAGAGAAUUGCAAGCAGCUCUUGAAGAAGGUGGAAGCGUAAAAGUGAAGGAAAAGCAGAGGCAGGAAUUGCUGCAUGCAAUAUCGAAAAUUCAAGGGCAACACGAGCAACUCGACAAGGAGUACAGAAUCCACGCCGCCGGUGUUCUCUUAUGCAACUCGAGGGGCUCCGGAAAGUACUCUUAUAGAUGCUCUACUUCCUUCCAAUUUUCACGGAUAGUGCAAGAUAUCUCUGACUAAUUACGUUUCCGUGUAAUGACAAUGACACUGUGUGAAUAAGUAAAAGAUCCUGUCAUUCGAAGAAAAAUAUUUAAACUGCAAACAGUGAGAAUGAAUCGUUUAUGAUGCAGAAGAGAUCGAGAUAAUCCAUCAAAUUGAUAAACGCAUAUCGCGCGUCGCUUCAUGUAAAAAGUGUGGCGUGUUUUGAAUUGUCAAA